Teleopsis dalmanni is the source of this 2197-nucleotide messenger RNA. It is a transcript of the gene MFS17, whose product is annotated as sialin. The record is from RefSeq and is a predicted model, not a curated record. Lineage: Eukaryota; Metazoa; Arthropoda; Insecta; Diptera; Diopsidae. Gene Ontology annotation, molecular function: transmembrane transporter activity. The coding region runs from base 561 to 2168 and encodes 535 amino acids. Gene Ontology annotation, biological process: monoatomic anion transport; transmembrane transport. Gene Ontology annotation, cellular component: plasma membrane. The transcript is spliced from 5 exons.
UUUGUUGUGUUAUUGAAAGCAAGAGUAGUGUGUCUAAAACUGAUUUUGUUUUAUCUUAUCAAUAAUAAUAAUUAAAAGUUUCGAAAGAUUGAAGUACGAGAAGUAUCAACGACUUAAACAUGAAAAAUAUUUGUUGGUAUAACUAGAAGUAUGACUACAAAACAUCGCUGUGUUAUGUUUAAAAGCAUAAAAACCUUUAUAAUAAAAUAAUGGAAAUAUAUAGUAAUCAUCUGUUAUAUAUUUAAUUAAAAUUAAAUUGAAGAGAUAUCCCAAAAUGUGAAAUAAUUGGCAAAAGAUGUAAUUUGAGAGCUCUCUUGUAAGUUUGGUACCAAACUCAACCGGAAUAUAUCAAACAUUAAUUACAGUUUAUUAUGAAUUAAAAAUUAAACUAAGGGGAUAGUUUCUUAUUGCCUAGUAUUGCAGAAAUAGCAAUUCAUUACCUAUAAAUUUUUUGAAAACAUUAAAUCACUUUUUUGGAAAAAAUUUCUUUACAUACUCCGUCCUUUCACUGAUCUGCAUGUACGAAUUCAGAUACGAGAGCAAUUGUUAAAUUUGUAACAAUGUACACUUCACAUGAAGAAAAACGUUCAUCCAAAGUGUCUUACUCUACAACUGAAGAUGCAGUAAUCAAUCCAAGAUGUCGGUACCUGCACCUUUGUAAUAUAAUUGGUGCUAAAAUACCUGCGCGGUUGGUGCUCUAUUUUUUGUCUUGGUCGGGAUUUUUGGUGUCCUUUAUCAUGCGAAAUGAUAUUAAUUUUGCAAUAACAGCAAUGAUUCGGAAAUCUACAAACCACACUUACGAUGAUAGAGAUUUGAAUACAAUUCAAAAUGUAACAGAAACAUAUAUAACAGCUAAUGUAUCAACUAAUAUAUUAAAUUUAACAGUUUCUGAAAAACAAUUUUACGAUCCUAAUGACAGCUACGAGUGGUCUUCAACAGUAAAAUCUAUAAUUCUCGGCUCAUUUUAUUGGUGUUAUGUUUUAUCGCAAGUUGUUGGGGGUGUUGCUACUCAGUAUUUUGGAACAAAACUUGUUUUUGGCUGGUCGCAGUUUGCUACAGCAUUAUGUAGUUUAUGCAUACCAACUGCAGCUGAUAUUCAUUAUACUGCUGUGAUAGUUUUGAGAUCAAUUCAAGGUUUUGCUUCCGGCUUGACUUGGCCUGCUAUGUAUGCAAUUGUCGGAUACUGGAUACCGUUAUCAGAACGUGCACGUUUUAUGUCAAGUUUCCAAGGGUUUAGUAUUGGAAUCGGACUUACUUAUCCACUUUGUGGCUUUUUGAUUGAAAAAUUUGGCUGGCGUUACGUCUUUUAUACGACUGGCUCAUUCGGUGUCAUUUGGUGUAUUUUGUGGUAUUUCUUAGCUUUUAAUACACCAAGGAAACACCCGCGCAUAACCGUGAAUGAACUUGAAUAUAUUGAAACGAACAUAAGUUUUGAUAUUCAGGAAUCGAACCAAAGAAAAGUCCCAUGGAAAAAAAUUUUUACUUCCAUGCCAGCUUGGGCUAUAGGAAUUACAACGUUUGGUCGUAUUUGGAUACACUAUGUUUUUAUUAUCGAAGGCCCAAAUUUCAUAAAAAAUAUAUUAGGAUUUGAUUAUCAGGCUAACGGUUUCCUUUCAGGAAUGCCAUUUAUAUGUUCCUACAUAUCAUCAGUGAUUUUCUGCUAUAUAGCCGAUAAAAUAGUAAUUCAUCGAUGGUUAAGUCUAACUAAUGUUAGAAAAAUUUUUACAGCUCUCUCUCAAAUUGUUCCUGGAAUAUUACUAUACUGUAUUGGUUACGUUAAUAAUAACAUUCCACUGCUUUUAGUUAUGUGGUUUACAGCAGUUACCUACAUAACAGCGUCGUAUGCAGGCGCCAUGGCCAAUAUUGUUGAUAUAGCCCCAAAUCUAGCUGGUUCGGUAUUAGCUUUUUGUCAAACAAUCCAUAUGUCAGCAUCAUUUUUGUCUCCAUUAGUUUCGGGCAUUAUUGUACAAAACGAGAACUCUAUCGAACAAUGGCGAACAGUUUUUGCAGUAUCAUCUGUUGUAGCAAUUUUAACAUAUGUUGUUUAUCAAAUUUAUGCGACUGCUGAGAUUCAAAAGUGGAAUUAUUCUUCUCGCGAAAGUGAAUCUGCGGAAGAAAGUCAAAUACUUAAAAAACAAUCCGUGGAACCCAUUCACAAAAAUACCUAGUUUUAAAAAUAGCGAAGUAAAAUACUUAA